AUGAACAUAUACUUAGUAUAUUGGAAUUCCUUGAACAAGUUCUGUUUCCGCGGCAUCCUCGACGAAUCAAUCGGCGAGGGAACCCAUUUCCUCAUCCCAUGGGUUCAAAAACCCUACAUCUUCGAUAUCAAAACCCGCCCCCAUACUUUCUCAUCAAUAUCCGGCACCAAAGAUCUUCAAAUGGUUAACCUAACUCUCCGAGUCCUCUCUCGUCCCGACACCGCGAAACUCCCUGUCAUCGUUCAAAACCUCGGUCUCGAAUACGACGAGAAAGUCCUCCCUUCGAUCGGUAACGAAGUUCUGAAAUCUGUUGUGGCGCAAUUCAAUGCUGAUCAGCUCCUUACUGAACGUCCUCAGGUUUCUGCCCUUGUUAAGGAGACUCUUGUCCGACGUGCUAGGGAUUUUAACAUCCUUCUCGACGAUGUGGCGAUCACACAUUUGUCUUUGUGUUGGAAGUUUGUUACUGGUGGUAACUGUCAGAGAUGUUUGGAGGAUGCGGUUACUAGGAUUGGUUCUUCGUGUAGGAAGAAAGAAGAUGGACGGGCUUUGAAUUCUGGUUGUUAUUUGAGGCAUUCACCACACAAGUUCUAUAACAAUUCAAGUAGUAAUGAUGUUGCUGCUGGAAAUCGUGGACACCGAAAAAUGGCUAUAAUAUUGGCUGCAUCUUCUGCUGUCUUGGCUCUUCUUUUGGUUACUGCAACAAUGGGUUUCUUUAUAAGAAAGAAUGUAAUGAGGAAAAGAAGAGAGAGAAAACAAUUUGGGACACUUUUGGAUACAGUGAAUAAAUCCAAGCUAAAUGUUCCAUAUGAAAUUCUUGAAAAAGCAACAAAUUACUUCAAUGAUGACAAUAAGCUAGGACAAGGAGGAUCAGGUUCAGUUUAUAAAGGAGUUAUGCCAGAUGGUAAUACUGUGGCUGUUAAAAGGCUUAGUUUUAACUCGACGCAAUGGGUGGAUCAUUUCUUCAAUGAGGUUAAUUUGAUUAGUGGAGUUCAUCACAAAAAUGAUGAGAGAAGAAAGAAUACUUACACGUCGGAGUCACUCCGCCAACGCUUCAAUCGUGAUUCAGGUAUGCAUUCUUAA
Molecule: messenger RNA, 1080 nt
Organism: Vicia faba (fava bean)
Lineage: Eukaryota; Viridiplantae; Streptophyta; Magnoliopsida; Fabales; Fabaceae
Source: the annotation of a GenBank genome assembly